This is a messenger RNA of Mycotypha africana, 1953 nucleotides long. Its product is annotated as glycosyl hydrolase family 47-domain-containing protein. Lineage: Eukaryota; Fungi; Mucoromycota; Mucoromycetes; Mucorales; Mycotyphaceae. Gene Ontology annotation, molecular function: calcium ion binding; mannosyl-oligosaccharide 1,2-alpha-mannosidase activity. The record is from RefSeq and is a predicted model, not a curated record. Bases 1 to 1827 code for a protein of 608 amino acids. The transcript has 4 exons. Gene Ontology annotation, cellular component: endoplasmic reticulum; membrane. Gene Ontology annotation, biological process: endoplasmic reticulum mannose trimming; carbohydrate metabolic process; mannose trimming involved in glycoprotein ERAD pathway.
AUGUUUAAUCACGGAUGGAAUAAUUACAUGCAGCAUGCUUAUCCAGAAGAUGAAUUAAACCCACUCUUAUGCACCGGACGAGGAAGUGACAAGGCUAAUCCAUCGAAUAUUCAAAUUAACGAUGUAUUAGGUGAUUUUUCAUUGACACUUGUAGAUACAUUAGAUACUUUGGCUAUUUUAGGCACUCAAGAGCAAUUCGAAGAAGCUGUACGCCGUGUUAUAGACACCGUUUCCUUUGAACAAUAUAAUAAAGUCCAAGUUUUCGAAGCCAACAUACGGGCACUUGGUGGCCUUCUAUCCGCUCACAUUCUUGCUACGGAUCCCACUUUCAAGAAAAAUAAUAUUCCCUGGUAUACGGAUGAUUCACUGUUACAUCUGGCCGUUGAUUUGGCUGAUCGUCUCUUACCAGCAUUCAAUAAUACACCCACGGGCAUUCCUUUUCCUCGAGUCAAUUUGGGAUUAGCACAAGUGCCUCCUACUGAAACGGUAGAAACAUGCACUGCAGGAGCUGGCAGUCUUAUUUUGGAAUUUGGUGUGCUUAGUCGGCUCACUGGGGAUCCUAAAUACGAGCGAGCAGCGAAAAUAGCCCUUCAUGCCUUAUGGGAAAGGCGCUCUUCGUUAAAUUUGUUGGGUAAUGUAAUUAAUAUUCAAACCGGCCACUGGAUUCACACAGCCUCCUCAACAGGUGCUGGUAUUGAUUCUGUCUUUGAGUAUAUGCUGAAGGCCGCCAUUUUAUUUGACGAUCAAGUAUAUCAUGAUAUGUUUAACGAAGCCUACCGCGCUCUCCUACUGUUUGUCCGUGAUUCUUCUGGUUAUCUAUAUCGCAAUGUUCACAUGGGCACAGGAUCUCUCAUGAGCUACUGGAUCGAUAGUCUAAGUGCAUUUUUUCCUGGCUUACAGGUGCUCCACGGUGAUUUAGACACUGCCAUUAAGAAUCACUUAGUUUACUAUCAUAUUUGGCGCAAGUACCAUGCUUUACCAGAGCGAUUCAAUUUCCAUGACAAAACAGUAGACUUGGCAUUUUAUCCACUUCGCCCUGAGUUUGUCGAGUCAACCUAUCAUUUGUAUACGGCAACAAAAGACCCCUUCUACCUUGAGGUUGGCGAGAUGGUAUUAGAGGAUAUAAACAACCGGACACGUGUACCUUGCGGAUUCGCAUCCAUAGGCGAUGUAAGGACUGGACGCCUAGAGGAUCGUAUGGAGAGUUUCAUGUUAAGCGAAACGCUAAAGUAUUUGUAUUUACUGUUUGAUACAGAGCAUGAAGUGAAUAGGAUGGAUGCAAACAUAGUGUUCACAACAGAAGGGCAUAUUUUGGCAUUACCUAUGAAGUAUCAGCAAAACUCUAAGAAUGUGUUACAUUUGGAAAGGGAUUACAAACAAGAACAUCAAAAUAGCCAACAAAGAAAAAGAAAAUUUGUCGCAUUGGGGCCUUUAAAUACCUGCCAGAGAUAUAACCCACAUAAAACACAUUACACUGUGUCACCCAACAUAUUAGAUAUGUCAAGUAUACCCUACCAACCACACAUUGAUUUCGCAGCAGAAAUUGUAGGCAUGCCCGUAAUGGAUCAGGUUCUGUCUAAAUACGGAAUAUGUCAAUCGCCCAUAGGUGGCUCUUACGAAGUAAAAUUUAGCUCCUCACCUGACUCAGAAGCUCAAACAAUACGAGAGGCAGUGAUAAACUAUGGUUUUGAACAAAUGGUUCAUCAGCAGCAUAGAUCUCAAAAUGUUCUGAGCAUGUUAAAUACCUAUUUAAUCAAAUCAUUAUCAGGACUAAAGAUGGACUUUGUCGCACGUGAUAAGACAGAAUAUAUUGUUAAAAGAGGUUAGUACUUCCUCCAUUUACGCACAUUUGCAUUUAUCCAGAUACUUUUUGUACUAUUUUCAGAACUCUUUCUCCUCUUCUACAUGCAUAUCAUGGUUUUUUUUUUUCAAAAAUUUUACUUUAGAUGACUC